GAGACGGGACACAACGCGCUACACGCUAGUGUCAGAAAGCACAUCAUUUUCAGUCUUUUUUGGACCACACAAUGGUGUCAACUUUAGCAAGAAUGUCAGCACCUAGCAUGCCUAGAGUGUUUGACCCAGCGUACGAGUAUGACUUCAGUGACGGAGACGACGGCAAAGAUAUUUACCACGAACAAGAGUCGGACGAAGACACUGAGGAUGCCAGUGAAACAGACGCAGCUAAGCUUGAAGAAGAAUUCACAGAGAUGAAAGAACAGAUGUACAAGGAGAAGUUAGCGUCACUGAAGAAGCAGCUGCAGAGCCUGAGUGACGGAACGCAUCCUGAACUAAACCGCAAGCUCAAGAAGCUGGAGCAGAUGUAUAAGGAAAGAUUACGUAUGGCAGAGGUGGCAAGGUGCUAUGAGAUCGAAGCUGUGGAGAGAGAAUUUAUCCGAGAGAAGAAGAAUGCUGUCAGAGAUCUUGAUCAAAAGAAAGUGGACCUGAAAGAAAAUCUAUUGAUUGAGCUGGAAGAUAAAAGACGAAUGAUAGAGGGCGACAGAACGGCCUUGGAGCUGACGGGUGAUUUCAAUUUAGCGGUGGAUCCGUUGGAGGUUAAGCCGGCCAGCACCAGGAAGCUGAGGAGGAGGCAGAACGAGCCGGUGCCUUUACCCGAGAAGCGGAGGAAACCCUCACCUGCUCAGUUCUGUUUCUUGCUGUUGGAUGAUGAGAUAGCUAGCGAUAUGAAAGCAUUAAACAAACAACUAAAAUCUUCAUCCACCAAGAAAUCCUCAGCUAAUUCCAGUGACAAGCUUCACACAACGGCCAACAACCACAGCGGUGGCGUUCCCAGCGGCAGUAACGCAGGCACCAGCGGGGCGCCUUCACAGCCCAAGUAUAUCGUCCGCAUUGCAGACAGCAAGCUCUUCUACGAGAAGCGUUGGUUUCACAGGGGGCAGAACAUCUACGUCGAUUCCAAAGACACUGGUAAAGUCAGUGCAGUCAUCAGCUCUAUUGGAACCAAUGAGGUUUGGGUGAGGAAAACAGCAGACAAUCAGAAGAUGAGGAUCUACGUCUCUCAGAUGCAGAAGGGCAAAUACAAGAUUAGGAAAAGGUCCACUUGAGGGGCGGAGUCAACCCCCCUCUAACCAUCCUCUUCCCAAAUACGUGAUUCCUUACCCAUCACUGGAAUAUUGUACAUAUUUUAUAACUAUUGCACUCACCCCCUCCGUUACACCAUAUGAACUAUUGAACUAUUGGCACUAACAUUGUGCGUGGCUUUUGUCUGCCUGCCUAUGGUCUGCUAGUUUGGGAGUCGAGUUGUAUGUAAAGAUAUGGGUCCAAUUUUAAAAAAGCCUGUAAGCGCAACAACUUGCUUAAGCACAGACAAAUAUCGCUUAGCAGAAACUGGUGAAGUUUGAAUUGUGGUGACUGGUACUGGUGCCCAACCUAUUUUUUUGCUAAGCAGUAUUUUCUGCUUAACAGCUUCAGAAUUUGGGCCCUUGUGACUGUGUGAAUGUGGUCUCUACACAGGGAUCGAAAUGAACAUUAAACCACAGGAUCUGAGGCCAGUGAUUAUAGCAUCUGAUGCGAUGCGGUUAUCCGUUUUUAUCAGAGUAUAAUCAUAACCAGAUCCAGAUCCAGCAUCAGGCCAGUGAACUCAAGCCUGGUGGUAUUUAUUUUUCAGUUUAUUUAAAUACCUCAUUUUGUAAUAAUAAUAAUAUCUUUGUGUAAAAGUCUAUACUUUUUUUUUAAAUGCUUUUGAGUAUUGAAGCACACUAUGACUCUACACACAAGAUAAAUGAGAAAGAACUUCUUUUAAUGCUUGUUCAACUCAUUAAGAAUCUGGUCUUGUUAAAUAAAUUCUGGUCCUAUAAAUAUGUUGAGCUACAAGCUCUGUGGUCUCGUGGACUUUACCUGUAAAUUUGAGCCGUGCUACACGGUAUAAAUUACAGGGAACUGACUCC
Molecule: messenger RNA, 1952 nt
Organism: Asterias rubens (European starfish)
Lineage: Eukaryota; Metazoa; Echinodermata; Asteroidea; Forcipulatida; Asteriidae
Product: sin3 histone deacetylase corepressor complex component SDS3-like
Exons: 10
Coding region: 72-1109 (345 amino acids)
Biological process (GO): negative regulation of transcription by RNA polymerase II
Cellular component (GO): Sin3-type complex
Molecular function (GO): histone deacetylase binding
Source: RefSeq, a predicted model, not a curated record